AUGAGAGAGGGAGAGACAAAAGGAGGAACAGAGAGAAGGAUUGAAAGGAGAAAGGGAGAAAAGGACAGAGAGAGGGAAAACCAGAGAAAGAGAGAAGGAGAGAAGGACAGAGAGAGGGAAAACCAGAGAAAGAGAGAAAAAGGAAAAGGGAGAGACAAA
Habropoda laboriosa is the source of this 159-nucleotide messenger RNA. RefSeq lists its product as uncharacterized. The transcript has 2 exons. Lineage: Eukaryota; Metazoa; Arthropoda; Insecta; Hymenoptera; Apidae. The annotation marks the transcript as partial. The record is from RefSeq and is a predicted model, not a curated record.